This is a messenger RNA of Musa acuminata AAA Group (dessert banana), 1566 nucleotides long. Its product is annotated as alpha-amylase isozyme 3C-like. The coding region runs from base 74 to 1348 and encodes 424 amino acids. The record is from RefSeq and is a predicted model, not a curated record. Gene Ontology annotation, molecular function: alpha-amylase activity; calcium ion binding. The transcript is spliced from 4 exons. Gene Ontology annotation, biological process: carbohydrate metabolic process. NCBI's taxonomy places the organism in Eukaryota, Viridiplantae, Streptophyta, Magnoliopsida, Zingiberales, Musaceae.
UUAGCCCUCACACUUCUCCCAUCCCCAUCCCGUUCCAUCCUUUGCUCCUUCGACAGAAGAAAGCAAGGAAGAGAUGAGGAUCUAUUUUGGUCCUUCGAUGUUUCUGCUUCUGUUGCUUGUCGUUCCGAACUUGGCGCAGUCCCAGAUACUCUUCCAGGGAUUCAACUGGGAGUCGUGGAGGCAGCAAGGCGGCUGGUAUAACUUCUUGAAAGACAAAGUCUCUGAUAUAGCCAACGCUGGAGUCACCCACGUCUGGCUGCCUCCGCCCUCGCACUCUGUCGGCGUUCAAGGUUACAUGCCGGGCCGGCUCUACGACUUGGGUGCUUCCAAGUACGGGAAUCAGGAUGAGUUGAAGGCGUUGAUCGGCGCUUUCCACGACAAGGGAGUCAAAUGCGUGGCCGACAUCGUCAUCAACCAUCGUUGCGCAGACAAGCAAGACGGGAGAGGCAUAUGGUGCAUCUUCGAAGGUGGAACCGAUGAUGCCCGCCUCGACUGGGGUCCACACAUGAUCUGUAGGGACGACACACAGUACUCCGACGGCACCGGAAACCUCGACACCGGCGAGGGCUUCGCGGCGGCUCCCGACAUCGACCACCUCAACACGCAGGUCCAGCGUGAGCUGACGGACUGGCUGAACUGGCUCAAGACUGACAUCGGCUUCGACGGGUGGAGGCUCGACUUUGCCAAGGGUUACUCCUCGAGCAUCGCCAAGAUCUACGUCGAACAGACGCAGCCAAACUUCGUGGUGGCUGAGAUCUGGAGUUCAUUAGCUUACGGAAACGACGGGAAGCCAGCAUACGAUCAGAACGGCAACCGCCAAGAGCUGGUUAAUUGGGUUCAGCAGGUCGGAGGCCCAGCGACAGCCUUCGAUUUCACCACAAAGGGAAUACUACAAGCUGCCGUGGAAGGUGAACUGUGGAGGAUGCGUGAUUCCCAGGGGAAGGCGCCCGGCAUGAUGGGGUGGUGGCCGGAGAAGGCUGUCACUUUCGUCGACAACCACGAUACCGGUUCGACGCAAAGGUUGUGGCCUUUUCCUUCUGAUAAGGUCAUGCAAGGCUACGCUUAUAUACUCACACAUCCGGGCGUCCCUUCCAUCUUCUACGACCACAUGUUCGACUGGGGAUUGAAGGAGGCGAUAACACAGUUGGCUGAAACCAGAACACGAAAUGGAAUUCAUUCGGGUAGCGCUCUCAACAUUCUGGCCUCCGAUGCUGACCUCUACAUGGCAAUGAUCGAUGGGAAGAUACUGACAAAGCUAGGCUCGAGAUACGACGUGGGGAAUCUCGUUCCUUCCAACUUCCACGUCGUUGCCUCUGGCAACGACUACUGCGUGUGGGAGAAGAGAUGAAGACUGAUGAUGAUGAAUCAUGGAAGAGACUAUUCGCUUCUCUUUCGUUCACGUUUCUCACCUGUGUUGUAAGACCUCGGUAUGAAUGAGGUCACGAGGCUUUUCCCUACUUGGCCGUGAGGCAGAAGAAUAAGUGUUUCCUGGUAAGGACUGUCGUAAUCUAUUCGACCAAUAAAAGGCAAAUUAUUGAUCCGUAUGGAUCGAUCCAAGUGAAAUAA